AUGGCGAUACCAAACAUUAGCGACAGCUCUAAAAACGGGCUCCUGAAGCACGCUCGAAAGACCAAAGUCAGUGACUUGCCAGGCUCGUUACCAACAACUCAGAUUCCUGCAGAUGUGGACAUUGAAGAAGUAGCUCUGUCUCGACUGUCACGUCUCUUAUCACUCUCUGAAGAGGAUCUCUUAGACUCAGUGAUCUGGAGGGACUCCCUAGCAUUAACCGGCACAUUCCGGACUUUUUACAGUGCCAGAGGCAUUAUAAAAGCAUGGAACAAUACAUUCAUCCAGCAGAGCGCGAUAGAUCUGACCUUGGUUCCGAAUACAGCGCGCCUUUUCAAGCUACUCGACGAAUCGUCCUGGAUCGAUGCAGAUUUUACUUUUCAAAGCCACUCUGGUGGGCCUCACCGUAGAUGUUCUGGAAUUAUCUCCAUCUCUUUUGAUGAGAAUAAAGGGUGGAAAAUCUGGAUGAUUCGAACUACCCUUGAAGGUAUCGAAGGCUAUGGUAACGUCGAUGUCUUGGAUCCUGUGGUGUCACCAGAAGCCGUUAACAAGACCACCAAUGGUGUCGAUGGCCGGGCAAAGGGGGAAACCAAGCAGGAAACUACGCAGCAUUUUGAUGUCAUCGUAGUGGGUGGCGGUCAAGCGGGACUUGGAAUUGGAGGCCGGCUGCAAGCGUUGAAUGUCUCUUAUCUCGUGAUUGACAAGUUUGAGGCGGUGGGAGACAGCUGGAACUCAAGAUAUGAUUCCACAAAGCUUCAUACAGCUCGAGAAUUCGGACACUUGCCAUUUUACCGGACAUACGAUGAUUCGUACCCCGAAUUCUUGACAAAAGGAGAUAUUGCUAGAGGUCAUCAGGACUAUGUAAACAGAUUUGGCAUUAACGUCUGGCAGUCAACUGAACUCGUCUCAAGCUCAUGGUCAAAUGAGAAAAGGAUAUGGACCUCGCAUUUGGUUCGGGGGACGGAAGACAUCAUAUUGACAACACGUCACCUGGUCUUUGCUAGUGGUUCGGCAGGGCGGGAGCCCGUAAUGCCAUCUUUACCAAAUCAAGAACAAUUUAAAGGGCUUGUUCUGCACUCUUCUGACUAUCACAACUCUCAUCAGUGGAAAGGACUCCACGGAGUUGUUAUAGGCUCAGCGAAUACCGGACACGAUGUCGCCGAUGACAUGUUAAAUGCGGGGCUCUCAUCGGUCACCAUGGUACAAAGGAGUCGAACAUGGGUUCUUCCAGCUGAGCACUACAUGGUGCUCAUCAAGGCGUCCUACAAUCCCGAUGUACCUACCGAGAAAGCUGAUCGGGAAAACCUCUCCCUUCCUGUGUCCAUUCGUCGUCAGAUGGCAAUGAAGUAUCUUCAUACUAUGGCCCGAAAUGAUAGCGAACGAUUUGAUGCAUUGGAAAUGGCAGGUUUCAAUGUCGAAAGAUACGGAGAUAUUGCGAACGUCUUGUUUGAUCGGCUGGGCGGACACUACAUGGAUGUGGGCACAUCUGCCAAGAUCAGCCAGGGAUUGAUCAGGGUAAGAUCAGGGUCCCCUCCCGCAAGCUAUACGCCCGACGGGCUUGUGCUCGAAGAUGGCACAGAGCUCAAGGCAGACGUCAUUGUCUUCACUACAGGCUUUGUCCAGAACAUGCGCACCAUAGCGGGUCGGAUAGUGGGACCAGAGGUUGAAGCUCAGCUGAAAGACUUUUGGGGGCUGAACGCUGAAGGUGAACUCAUCGGAGCAUUCAAAUAUACAGGGCAUCCAGGCGUGUGGUACACUGGGGGCGAUAUUGGUUGUGCGAGAUAUUUCAGUCGAUUUGUCGCUCUACAAAUCAAGGCACAAUUGAUGGGGACUCCUCUGCAACUAUAUGAGGCAUGA
Exophiala bonariae is the source of this 1854-nucleotide messenger RNA. RefSeq lists its product as uncharacterized. NCBI's taxonomy places the organism in Eukaryota, Fungi, Ascomycota, Eurotiomycetes, Chaetothyriales, Herpotrichiellaceae. The transcript has 10 exons. The record is from RefSeq and is a predicted model, not a curated record. The coding region runs from base 1 to 1854 and encodes 617 amino acids. Gene Ontology annotation, molecular function: monooxygenase activity; flavin adenine dinucleotide binding.